CGCCGUGCAGGGACACACACACCGGAGCUGUGCGAGCCCCGGUGCUGCAGCGGCCGCUCCGCUCCCGGGAGCGCUCCGCCAUGGGCGGCCGGGCUGCGCGGCCCCGCUGACCCCGCACGGCCCGGCGGCAGCUCCGGCAUCCCUGAAGCUCCGGACUUCGCUGUCCCGGGAACUCCGCUUCGCUGAGCCGGGCUUCUCCAUCUCUCAGUACUCCGGCAUCCCGGGAACUCCGCACUCCACCGGCUCCGCUGCCCUUCACCGCUGGUCCCGGCACCUCGGGAAUUCGCCCCGCCGUAACCCCCGGGCUGUCCCGGCCGCAGAUCCGCGCUGCCCCCCGGCUCCCCGGGCCCCCGAAGGCGCGGCCAUGGCGUUCAUGGUGAAGAGCAUGGUGGGGGGACAGCUGAAGAACCUCACGGGGGGCCUGGGCGGCGAGGAGAAGAGCGAGGGCGAGAAAUCUCCGGCCGAGGCGCAGGGCAUGACCCGCGAGGAGUAUGAGGAAUAUCAGCGGCAGCUGGUGGAGGAGAAGAUGGAGAGAGACGCUCAGUUUGCCCAGCGCAAGGCGGAGAGAGCCACGGUCAGGUCCCACUUCCGAGACAAGUACAGGCUCCCCAAGAACGAAACAGAUGACAACCAGAUCCAGCUGGUGGGAGGCGACGUGGAGCUGCCCAAGGAGCUGGCCAAGAUGAUCGAGCAGGACAACGAGGAGGAGGAGGAGAAGAACUCGGUUAUCGGCCAGCUCAGCAACAUCCAGAACCUGGACCUUGAUUCCUUGAAGGACAAAGCUUCGGCCACGCUAGAGGACCUGAAGCAAUCGGCGGAGAAAUGCUCCGUGAUGUGAUGGGGCUGAGCAGGGAGGGGACGCAGCGCAGGCUCUGCCGGGGGCUGCUGCCUGCAGCGGGGCCCCCAGCCACGUUGUCACCUUUGCCGUGUGUCACUCGGCUCCUCCUGAGCCCUGUGACCCCCCCGAGCCCCUGACCCAGCUGUCCCUGAUGUGUGGUUUCCGUUUCGUUCUCCGGGCUGAGGUUAGAGCCGAGAGCCAGCAUGUCCCCCCCGUACCCCAAAGUCU
Molecule: messenger RNA, 1066 nt
Organism: Poecile atricapillus (Black-capped chickadee)
Lineage: Eukaryota; Metazoa; Chordata; Aves; Passeriformes; Paridae
Gene: CPLX3
Product: complexin 3
Exons: 4
Coding region: 365-838 (157 amino acids)
Biological process (GO): neurotransmitter transport; regulation of neurotransmitter secretion; synaptic vesicle exocytosis
Cellular component (GO): terminal bouton; SNARE complex
Molecular function (GO): syntaxin binding
Source: RefSeq, a predicted model, not a curated record